Messenger RNA from Olea europaea var. sylvestris, 836 nucleotides. Its product is annotated as beta-galactosidase 6-like. The annotation marks the transcript as partial. The transcript is spliced from 4 exons. Gene Ontology annotation, molecular function: carbohydrate binding. The record is from RefSeq and is a predicted model, not a curated record. NCBI's taxonomy places the organism in Eukaryota, Viridiplantae, Streptophyta, Magnoliopsida, Lamiales, Oleaceae.
CUAGCUUCUCAUUCUCAGGCUAUAUUCCUCGCACCUGAGGGAAAGGGUCCUGUGUCAUUGAAUCUUUCUAGCAUGGGGAAGGGUCAGGUAUGGGUCAAUGGGCAGAGUAUAGGACGAUAUUGGUCUACUUAUCUCUCACCAUCAACUGGCUGUUCAGAGAGUUGUGACUACAGGGGAACUUAUGAUGCAUCCAAAUGUUUAAAGAAGUGUGGUCAACCGGCUCAAACAUUGCCCGACUUUCCACCAGUUGAUACUUGGAAACCACAAUUGGGUUUCAUAUCUCAAACUCCUGAACUGCGACUGGCAUGUGAGGAAGGAUGGAAAAUUGCUGCUAUUCGCUUUGCUAGCUUUGGUACCCCUGGAGGAGAUUGUGGAGCAUUCAGUCAAGGAGUUUGUCAUGCCAAUGUUUCAUCAAUUGUUCAGCAGGCGUGUAUUGGGAAGCAGAGAUGUUCGGUUCCUAUUUCAACAACAAAACUAGGAGAUCCAUGUCUUAAUGUGCCGAAAAGCUUGAUUUUGAUGAUAUUACAGGCGUGUAUUGGGAAGCAGAGAUGUUCGGUUCCUAUUUCAACAACAAAACUAGGAGAUCCAUGUCUUAAUGUGCCGAAAAGCUUGGCAAUUGAAGCUCUUUGCAGUGGUUGAAAUAAAUUCUUCCUGGCCUGAGGGAUCACGUUACAGAUUCUGAUACUUAUGGCUAGGAAAACACAUGAAAUAAUGUUUGACUAAAGCUUAAAAAUUUGCUGUAAGUGGAUUUGAUCAAGCAGAUGAUUCGACUCAAAAAUUAUCGACACUCGAUUUAGUUUAUGUUUGGUUUAUUUUAAGGGUUUGCAUUUAAAUUU